This is a messenger RNA of Melampsora larici-populina 98AG31, 1785 nucleotides long. RefSeq lists its product as uncharacterized. Bases 1 to 1785 code for a protein of 594 amino acids. Lineage: Eukaryota; Fungi; Basidiomycota; Pucciniomycetes; Pucciniales; Melampsoraceae. The transcript is spliced from 3 exons. The record is from RefSeq and is a predicted model, not a curated record.
AUGGACCAUGAAAAGAAAUUAGAUAUGUUACCUUUUCAACAGUUUAAACAUAAUUCGAAUCAAAAUAAAAAAGUUGAAGAUCAUAAACACAAUUCGAAUCAAGAUAAAAAAGUUGAAGAUCAUAAAAACGAAAACAAACCACAAAGUAAAUAUAAAAAUCUAAAUGAAUUGACUCACUUAAUCAAAACCAAUUUAAAUAUUUCAAACUUAACACAAAAAUCAAAUGUUCGAAACAAAUCAUCAGAACAAGGAACUUCAAAAAAAACUCAUCAUAAAACAAAUUGGAAUGAUUUACCUAUAGAACUUCAAUUAAAGAUAUUGAAUUUUUUAAAUCAAUCUUAUCAAAUUGUGAUUGUUCCUAAAAAAUCUAAGGGAAAAGAUUCUAAAAAGACAACUGUAACUUAUUUUUCUACACGAGACACCAUCUUACCUAGAAGUCAUUUAUCUAGAUUGCUUUAUGUUAACAGAGCUUUUGCUGAUUUGAUCAGAGUGUUUGUUUGGCACUCUGUAAACUUGACUAUAGCGUCUGUUCCUCAACUGAAAAAGAUUGAAGAAUGUAUCUUAAAGUCUGAUCAAAUCGCAGCGAACAUUAAAGCCAUCACAUUUAAAUGGUAUCAACCACAAUACAAUAACAUUUGGGAGAAUUGGUUUGAAUCGCCUAUCUAUGAAAGUAAUUUAAAGAUCUUUAAAUCACUCAAAAAUUUAAUCUCAUUAGAAUUAAUUUUGAAUGAAGAUGCACCUUAUUAUUCAAACUUACCAAUCUCAAACCAAAUCAAAUCAAUCGGUAAUGAAAACUUAUCAGAUUUACUUAGAUUUAGAUUAGUAACUUGUUGGCUCGUAGGAUUAGAUGAUGAAGAAUUAAUGACGAAUUUAUUAAAGAACUCGACUGGUUUAAAAAGAUUUGAAUGUCAUUGUGGAGAAGAAGGGAUCAAGACAGCAAAUCUUAGAGUAGAUGAAUUAAGUGAGAAUUCAUCGAUCUCUUUAGCUGGUAAUAAUACCAAUGAAAGAUUUAAUGGGGCAUAUUCUUCUAGGUUUUCCAUUCAAGCUGCUCCAAUUUCAUCAAGAACUUCAGUGAUUAAAGAAAAACGAAAUCAAUUAGAGAUCAGAUUACCUAAAUUAUUAUCGAGUUUUCUUUCACUUGAAUAUUUAGCUAUUUCAACUGAAGCUUGUUUAGAUGAAGAUUGGAUUAAGACUGAUUGGAGUAAAACUCGAAUUCAAAAAUUAGUUUUAUCUGAUUUCAAAUCUGAAAGUUUUAAUGUAUCUUUAUCAUUUAUGAAAUGUUUAUCACAUACUGUAAAAGAGAUUGCAAUAGAUAAAAAAUAUGGACACAUCAGGAAAAUCCAAAAUGAUUCAAGUUCAAUACCCGAAAUACCAUUACAUCUACCUAAAUUGAAAACCCUUACGAUCCGACUCAAAUUACCACAAUACCUAGAAACAUUUAUCGAACACGAGUUUGAUUAUAUAAGUAUCUUUAGUCAUUCAUCCAAUCAAAUCGAAGAAUUGAAUCUAAUCAAAGAAUGUAGUAUGAAGAUAGAAGAAGAUAUCAUUCUUUUAGGUUUACAUCAAUCCUUACAACGAAUCUCAGGGAAUUGGAAAUCUUUAAAAUUAAUUAAGUUUGCAGUCAAAUGUCCAAAAAAAUAUUCUGAAUCGACUGAUCAUGAAGAUAAUCAAGAUGAAGAUCAAGAUGAUGACGAUAAUAAUUUUAGUGAUAGAUUCAAAAAUGAGAUUGUGAAUGUUUUGCAAAAUUUAAAACUUAGAGGGAUUCAUUUUGAGUUUCUAUUUUGA